AUGUCUGCUAGAGCUAGCCCACCAGUUCUGGACUUUUCGCCAUUCUAUGGCGAGGACAGUGCCGCCAAAGCCAAGCUCGUUGAGAGCAUCAAAGAAUGCUGUCUGUACAAUGGGUUUUUCCAGAUCAUCGGCCAUCGGGUGCCGAUCGAGUUGCAGAAGGCAGUUAUGCGAUGCAUGCAGCGAUUUUUCGAACUGCCCCUCGAGCGAAAGCUGGAGAUUGACAAAGACAACAACACGUUCAACAGAGGCUACGAACUGCUGCGUUCUCAGAUGUUGGAGGCCGGCACCAGUCCUGAGCUCAAGGAAGGACUGUACAUCGGCGAGGAGAUACCGGAAGACCAUCCGUACUUUAUCCAAGGCAAGUUGAACAGCGGUCCGAAUCAAUGGCCGCAAACAAUCGAAGAUCCUGAGGAGUUCCAGCGCACCUCUAUGGAAUACUACCGCGCCGUAUUCGACUUGACCAAAGACGUGCUAGGCGUUUUAGCACUGACUCUGGGAGUCGAGGCGACGCAUUUCGAUCCACUUACGGAUGGCGCAGUGGCGACAAUGCGAUUUCUGCACUACCCAGCGCAACCUAAAGAUGUGGACGAGAAGCUAAACCGGGGGAUUGGCGCGCAUACUGACUUCGGAUGCGUGACUCUGCUAUUACAGAACGAGGUGGAUGGCUUGCAGGUGCUCGAUGUACCCACGGGUGAAUGGUUGGAUGUGCAACCCAUCCCCGGCGCAUACGUCGUCAACCUGGGUAAUCUAUUCAUGCGCAUGGCCAACGACAAGUACAAAUCGAACACCCACCGAGUGAUCAACAAGUCCGGCCGCGAGCGGUACUCGAUCCCCUUCUUUUUCAGCGGAAACCCUGACUACAUGUGCGAGUGUCUGCCCAACUGUCGUGAACCGCAGGAAGUGUCCAAAUACGGUCCCAUUACCGUUGAGCAGGCUGUCACGGCGGCGUACAAAGAGAGCUACGGUCGAGCGGAGAAGUACAAGCAGGAUAUGAAGCUUACGUCCAUCGACGACCCCCAGGUUGAGCAAUUCUAUGGCUCGUCUACUACUGAGUCGUACAGAAUUAAAUCUGAACUGGUGGGCAAAUGUCUUGAGGAAAUUGGGAUGGGACGAUUCCAAUGGCAACUCUUCGUGGUUACCGGUUUCGGGUGGAUUGUCGACAACUUAGCAUCACAGGGUCUCAGCAGCGUUCAACCCCCAAUCAAGCUUGAACUCCCCGGAAUCACCCAAGUCAGCUUUAGCUCCGUGGCGUACCAUGCUGGACUUAUUGUUGGGGCCUCAUUCUGGGGCAUCUCCAGUGACUUGAUCGGUCGACGACCGGCGUUCAACUGUACGCUGUUGAUAGCAGGAAUCUUCCUGUGCGCUGCAGGAGGCGCGUUGAAUUUCAUUGCAUUUAGUGCUCUUUGGGCUGUUAUCGGAACAGCGGCUGGGGGGAACGUGCCCGUGGACUCGAUGCUAUUUUUGGAAUUCGUGCCGGGCAGUCAUCAAUGGCUUCUGACAGCCUUAUCCGCAUGGUGGAACCUCGGACAGCUGAUUGUUUCCCUAAUCGCCUGGGUGUUCCUGGCAAAUUACAGCUGCCCAACAGAUUCUACUCCAGACACAUGCUCUCGCAUCGAGAAUAUGGGAUGGCGAUACACGCAAAUCACCAUCGGUGCAUUAUCGCUGGCUUUUACCGUCAUCCGCAUCUUCCUGUUCAAGAUACCCGAAACCCCGAGAUAUCUCCUAUCAAAGGGAAGAGACGGCGAUGCCGUUGAAGCAGUCAACCAUGUGGCACGUCAGAACAAAAAGUCCGAACCACUGACGGUUGAGAUGCUCCAGGAUAUCGACGCGCAGCUGGGGAUUAGCACGACCCAUACGAGAGCCGUUGGUCUCUCCAAUAGAGACAUCGUUCGAGAAUCGCUGCAGGAUCUGAAUGGCGCGCAUUACAGGGCACUGUUUUCGACCAAGAGACUCAGUCUACAUACGGCUCUGAUCUGGCUCAUCUGGCUCACUAUUGGAAUCGCAUAUCCGCUCUACUUCAACUUCCUGCCUUCGUACCUCGCGACCAGAUUCACCCAGGACUCAUCACUGGACCUCACGUAUCGCAACUACUGCAUCGAGUCCGCUGUUGGCAUCGUGGGUCCUCUUUCCGCAGCCUGUCUGGCAAACACCUUUUUCGGCCGUCGCUGGAUGAUGGGCCUGUCUGCUAUCGUGACGGGUGCAUUCCUCUUCGCAUAUGUGGCUGUCGAUACAUCCGCGACAAGUUUAGCUUUUGCCUGUAUCACGGGGAUAUUGGCAAACUUCGAAUAUGCCGUUAUGUACGCCUUCACCCCCGAGUCCUUUCCGGGUCCGCAUCGAGGGACCGGCACUGGCACGGCAGCUGCAUUGCUGCGCUUUGGGGGUUUGGCGGCCAGUUUAAUUUCGGCUUAUACGGGAUUCACGACUGCUCCAAUAUAUGUGAGUGCAGCCCUAUGGAUAGGGGUCGGAAUUCUCUGUUUUGCAUUGCCGUUUGAGACCCACGGACAUGCAGCUAUAUAG
Aspergillus glaucus CBS 516.65 is the source of this 2517-nucleotide messenger RNA. RefSeq lists its product as uncharacterized. Gene Ontology annotation, biological process: transmembrane transport. Gene Ontology annotation, molecular function: transmembrane transporter activity. Bases 1 to 2517 code for a protein of 838 amino acids. Lineage: Eukaryota; Fungi; Ascomycota; Eurotiomycetes; Eurotiales; Aspergillaceae. The transcript is spliced from 11 exons. The record is from RefSeq and is a predicted model, not a curated record.